Molecule: messenger RNA, 1035 nt
Organism: Entamoeba invadens IP1
Lineage: Eukaryota; Evosea; Mastigamoebida; Endamoebidae
Exons: 1
Coding region: 1-1035 (344 amino acids)
Source: RefSeq, a predicted model, not a curated record
AUGGCCACGCUCUUUCACUUCAUUGAGUUUCUCGUUGUUUCCCUGUUUUCGACGAUGUUCUUCUUUCUUGUGUCUUCCCCGUAUUACACAACCCUUCGUUAUACAUACAACGACUUAGUCAAUGGUACACAUAAAACGCAAUAUCGCAACAAACACAUCGAUGUGAACACCUUUAAUUAUUCUGGUGUCUGUGGUAAAGUCUUUACAAGUCCGCCAAAUGGUCCCGACGACUAUAUCAUUUCGUCUUACGAUAUGAUGAUGCAGUGUGUUAAAAAGCAGAUGUGGGAGACAUUAAGCAUGGCUCGCACUGCAAUGCCACGAGCACAGAUGGUACUUCUCUUGUUUCACUUUCCACCCAUCUGGUGUAUAGGUGACAUGGAGAGAUUCAAGCAACUCAAUAUAACGACUAUUAAAGUCCAGAGACGAAUUCUUGAGCAAUCUGUUGCUAUUCGAUAUGUCAUCUUCCACAAGUACAUUACAGAGAACGUCAAUAAAAUCAAUCGAAUCAUUCUCAUGGACCCCCGUGAUGUCGUUUUCUUCGAAGAUUUCUUUAGAACGUUUUCUACUGAUGACGUGGGGUGGUUAGCAGAGUGCACCGGUUCGAUUAAUAAAAACGAGUGUUAUAGUCCAGCAACCUACCGACCACACGCUGAGUGGUUGAAUGAUUACUUUUCUAAAGAAAUUAGAGACGACUUUGUGAAGAGGAGAUUGCCAUCUAUUAAUGGAGGAUUUGGGUAUGGCGGCGCACACAAAAUUAAACAAGUUCUUGACAUUUAUAUAGAGAAUAUGAACCCUAAAUAUAUGGUCUGGGGGUAUGACCAAGCACUUCUAAAUGUGUUGUAUUAUCAUGGAAAGUUUAAUUCAACUGGAUUGAAGUUAGUAAAGUGCGAACAGAAAUUGUGUUAUAUAGGGAGAAGUUCAUUCAAACUCAUCGAGAAAAAGGUGGUGUAUGUCGACAAAGAUAACUUGGGGUGCUCUCCAGUCGCAUCACACAAAUUCGAACUUUAUUAUGACGAGCGUUGGAGAAUAAAAUAA